UAGUGGUUGGUACUAACAGGAAAAAGAUGACACGUUCAGCUGGUGGUGUAGCACACGAGGCUAAGGCAGAAUUAUCAGAAGAAACACAGGUGAUCUUCCUCCAGACUGCAAAAAAGUUGUCUAGGUCUCACAAGAUGUUGCAGCCUUGGGGUCUCAGAAGCCGUGAUAUGAUGGAUGCGUUUUGUUUUGUUGCCCCGGUCCACUCAACACUUGAACUCGCCUGCUAAUGACAAUUUCUCGCCGGCCGGCCGGCCGGCCCUCCUCCCCGGACGGCACGGCAGCUCGACUGAUCUGGUCACGGUCACGCCACACUAUCAUCACCGUCGUCGUCAUCGUCUCGCCAACAUCUAUUUAUAGAUGGAAACCUAGCUGGGAGAGCAGCACUAGCAUUAGUAAGACGGACAGAGAGCUCUUGAGGGAGGGGCGGCGCUCACCGUUGAUCGGAUCCAUGUCGGGCGACUGGGGCCCGGUGCUGAUCGCGACGGCCUUCUUCGUGGUGAUGCUGCCGGGGCUCAUCUGCGAGAUCCCCGGCGGCGGGGGGCGCGGCCGGCCCGAGUUCCACAGCAUGAAGACCAACGGCAUCGCCAUGUUCGUCCACACCGUCAUCUUCUUCGCCUUCUGCGCCAUCUUCAUGGUCGCCGUCGGCGUCCACGUCUACGCCGGCUAGCCCUCCGGCGCCAUACAUACUACAGCAAGACCACCAGCUAGCUAUCGUGUGUGUUCCAUGUUUGAUUUUUUUUCUCUCUUCUUUUAUCUAAUAUGCUCAGGAUUGUCUGUCAGUUCAUCAACCUGUGAUUUAUUGAAUGGUUGAUUUGAGCCAUA
Messenger RNA from Triticum aestivum (bread wheat), 822 nucleotides. RefSeq lists its product as uncharacterized. The record is from RefSeq and is a predicted model, not a curated record. The transcript has a single exon. NCBI's taxonomy places the organism in Eukaryota, Viridiplantae, Streptophyta, Magnoliopsida, Poales, Poaceae. Bases 227 to 667 code for a protein of 146 amino acids.